This is a messenger RNA of Selaginella moellendorffii, 1691 nucleotides long. RefSeq lists its product as uncharacterized. The transcript is spliced from 3 exons. Bases 14 to 1558 code for a protein of 514 amino acids. The record is from RefSeq and is a predicted model, not a curated record. Gene Ontology annotation, molecular function: acetylglucosaminyltransferase activity. NCBI's taxonomy places the organism in Eukaryota, Viridiplantae, Streptophyta, Lycopodiopsida, Selaginellales, Selaginellaceae.
GCGUCGCAAAGGGAUGAUGCUAGGUCUGAGCAGGAGGAUCGCGCUCUUCCUCAAUCUCAAUCGAAGAGACUACCGGACGCUGCUCGUGACAGCGUUCUCACUCUCUCUUCUUACCUGCGCCUGGGUCGGGCUCGUCGCCAAUUCCUCGCGGGCUCCAACCUUCCCCCGGGACUUUGAUCCGAUCGAUCUGCCCGGGAUCGAGCAGGACGAGAGCAGCAGCAGCGGCAGCAGCGGUAGCGGCAGCGGUAGUACCUUGGCAGUGGAUCAGAUCGUCUUUGGCAUAGCAGGCUCCGCGAGCUUGUGGAUCGACCGGAAGGAGCUGGUGAGGCAGUGGUGGCGGCCGCUACAAAUGCGUGGAUUCGUGUGGCACGACGAUCCAGUGGAGCCAAACUUGUGGGACACUGGCCUCCCGCCUAUCCGGAUCUCCGAGGACACCUCGAGGUUCCGGUACACCAAUGUGGACGGCUCGCCAGCAGGAAUCCGAAUCGCCAGGAUAGUUCUCGAGACCGUCCGGAUGAACUUGACGGGUGUGGAGUGGCUGGUUCUCUGCGACGACGAUACCGUCUUCUCGGUGGACAACCUGGUUCGUGUUCUCGGGACUUUCGACUCGUCCCAGAUGUUCUACAUCGGCAGUGUGUCCGAGAGCCAUAACCAGAACGUUGCGUUUAGCCACCAGAUGGCGUUUGGAGGUGGGGGCAUUGCCAUCAGCUAUCCACUCGCGAAGGCUUUGGCACGAUCGCAGGAUAGAUGCUUGGAGCACUAUCCGCAGCUCACUGGGAGUGACGACCGGCUGUACGCUUGCAUUUUGGAGCUCGGUGUCCCACUCACGAAACACUCGGGUUUCCAUCAGAUGGAUAUACGUGGAAACCCGCUGGGAUUGCUGAGUGCUCAUCCUAUAACACCUUUUGUGUCCAUGCAUCACAUUGAAGCAAUGGAUCCAGUGUUUCCCGAGCUCUCCCGCCUCGAGAGCUUGCAGCUGCUGAUCAAGGCAAUGACAGCGGACUCGUCCAACUUCUUGCAGCAGACGAUUGGCUAUAACAAGGACAAAGGCUUCACGUUUUCAAUCUCGACUGGCUACGUUGUCCAGGUAUUUGAUCAGCUAGUUUAUCCCAGGGUACUAGAGAAGGCAGAGAUUACAUUCAAGGCCUGGAACUCGAGGAACGGUCCAACCGAGUUCGAUCUGGACACUCGCAAAGUUAAGCUACCGUCGCCACCGUUCCUCUUCUUCCUCAAUAACACCAUGAGCAGUGAAGACGGCGGAGUUGUGAGUGAGUACAAGCUCUACAGUCCAUCUGCCAAGGAAUGUAAGAACUACUGCUGGUCGAGGCUACUGCUACCUGGGAUGGGCCACUCGAAAGCUCCCGACUUUGACACCAUCCGAGUCGUCACCAGGCCAUUGAGCAACAAUUGGUUCAAGGUCCCGAGAAGGCAGUGCUGCCGCUUUGGCGAGGUAGUGAAUCAAGUGCUGAGCAUCACUAUCUUGCCAUGCGAGCCAGGUGAAACUGUUGUCAACCGGAGGAAUAGCCAGCACCAAAGUUUUGUCGAAAAGAGGAUGUAGAUUUUGGAGGAACCGGUAUGUGAGAAAGUUUUAGGAAGUUUUAGGAGGCUGGAGACACAUUUUGUAAAACAAAGUGGCUCCUUUGCUUGUAACAAUUGUCUUUUUUCUUUUAUGGACAGCGAAGAUUUUUGUA